Molecule: messenger RNA, 1713 nt
Organism: Fusarium proliferatum ET1
Lineage: Eukaryota; Fungi; Ascomycota; Sordariomycetes; Hypocreales; Nectriaceae
Exons: 1
Coding region: 1-1713 (570 amino acids)
Source: RefSeq, a predicted model, not a curated record
AUGUCUGGACUUGAGAUCGCUGGUCUUAUUCUGGGAGCAAUUCCAGUUGCGAUUGAAGCACUCAAGACGGGGAGUCAAGGAAUAGCGAUACUCCAACGAAGCCGCAGGUACGAGAAUGAAUUGGAGAGGCUGAUCAACAGGCUCGAGAAUGAACGCGUAAGGCUUGAAGAUGUGUGUGAGAAAGUUCUCGUUGAUCUUGUGCCUCACUCGCGAUUAGAGGAGAUGAUCCAAGACCCUGGUCGCAUGUUCAACGAUGACCCAGAACUUAAAGCCAAACUUCAAAGGCGAUUGUGGAAAGGCUUUGAUCUCUUCGAUCAGACUCUGAAAGAUAUCAACGCUGCCAUGAACGAGGCUAUAAACCGUAUUAGUCUCCAGGUCCAAGAUGAGUUCAGCAUCAGAAGGUCACUCAGACACUCUUUCCUUGACGAUUUGUUAUCUCGGAUCAAUGAAGGGGUUUCGGUCCUCGAGCAACUCGUGGAUAGGAGCAUACAACUCGAGCCAGCCAGAAAGAUGCGCUUCCAAGGCAAAUUCUUGUGCUACAUGCGGGGCAUGGCAUCUGAGCUCUUUGCUGCCUUACAAGCAGGCUUUGGCUGCCCAUGCGAGCAUCACAUUGGUUUGCAGUUGGAGAAACGAAGAUCGGAUAUUGUUCCGGACGAUAUCGAGCAUGAUAGUCUCAUCGGAGGCGCCGAAUUUCGUCUCUCUCUCUCCUAUCAAGAAUCCAGUGCGAGCCCUGCCGCUCCAUCCAGUCAUGCUACAAAAUGGUCUGAUGUGUUGGUCAAACCAACGCCUGCAGCGAGCUCGCACGCCAUGGCACAAACCUUGCGUUCGAGAUUCGAAAAGCGCUUGCAAUCUACAGGAUCGAUUAGGCACUCGACAUUCAAGGGAGGCUCGUUUUCAACACUCACCAACUCGACUCAUCCCCCAGGCAACUCACAAGAGGUCGAGAUGGUAACACGCGAGGAACAUGUGCCGGCUACCAAGAUCUUAGACCUUUGUGGAAUCAUUAGACAGCCUUUUGUGCGACCAUCAGAAAACUGCUUUGGGCUUAUAUCCAGCACGCUACUUCCCAAGAAACACACAUAUGAUGUGUAUCCGAUUGUUGGGAGCAAAUACAGAGAGCGUUGCGGCAGAACCAUGACAUCGUUGUACGAAGUCCUUGGGCAAAACCAACGACACAUGAUCCUAUCAGAACAUGACAGACUGAAACUGGCCCUGCUUAUAGCUUCAAGUCUCCUCCAGCUUUACGGGAGUUCAUGGAUGCCCAAAGUCAUUCGCAGCCAAGAUAUUUACUUGAUCCAAGGCUCAGAUGAUCCUAUCUGUGAUCGCUUUUUUGUCUUGCAGAGCUUGCCGCACGUAAAGGUAUCCGUUGAAGAAGAGCAUCACGAGUUAACUUCGAUGAGGAAUCAACCGCUAUUUUAUUUAGGCGUUCUUCUGAUAGAGCUUGCUUUCGGGAAACCACUUGAACUCCUUCGAAGUGAGCGGGACAAGUCAAGCAUCGGGUCUCAGUUUUUUACAGACUAUAGAACCGCAAAGCGAUUGAUGGACAAUGUCACUAGCUUUUUGGGGCCAAGUUAUGGGAGUGCAGUCUCACGAUGUAUUGAUGGCGAGUUUCACAGCAGCGAAGUCGGGCUCGAGGACAGUAAUCUGUCUCAUGAUGUUUACACAGGAGUUGUGAUGCUUUUAGAGAAGAGCAUUGGAGAUCCGCUUGUCUAA